Molecule: messenger RNA, 3703 nt
Organism: Glycine soja
Lineage: Eukaryota; Viridiplantae; Streptophyta; Magnoliopsida; Fabales; Fabaceae
Product: DNA-directed RNA polymerase 1B, mitochondrial-like
Exons: 19
Coding region: 102-2975 (957 amino acids)
Biological process (GO): mitochondrial transcription
Cellular component (GO): mitochondrial DNA-directed RNA polymerase complex
Molecular function (GO): DNA-directed RNA polymerase activity; DNA binding
Source: RefSeq, a predicted model, not a curated record
AAUAGGUUUUAUGGAGGGUUUAGAGGCGGCUGGCUGGGCUGGAUGUUUGUCUCAGAUCUUUACCAUAAACAUAACAUUUGCCUCUGUCUCUAAGGUCCAUAAUGUGGACGAACUUGGCCAAGCGAGCUUCCUCAACCCUAAGGAAUAACUUCCGUGUUUCUUCUUUAUCUCCGAGAUUUUGUAAGCCCCAAACAUGUAAAACAUUUCAGGGUUUCCCUGAAGUCGGGGUGAGUCAGUCCAAGUUUGUGUUUCACGAGGGUUUUUCUUGUUCUUCUUCUUGGUCGUGGUCUUGGAUGGUGCUGGGCAGAGGUCAUGCUAGCGUUGCGGAGGCUAUUGAGUCGACGGACACCGAAGAUGACUACGAUGAGGUUCAGAAAUUGUUGGAGGAAAUGGCGAAGGCAGAACACAAAGUGGACAGCAGCAGCUACAAGUACAAGUUGCUGAAGAGGAGGCAGAUAGAAUCGGAGACGGAGGCGUGGGCAGAAGCAGCAAGAGAGUACGGGGAACUGUUGGAGGACAUGCGUGACAAGAAGCUUGCUCCCAAUUUGCCGUACAUGAAGUCACUCUUUCUGGGUUGGUUUGAGCCCCUAAGAAAUGCAAUUCUCGCUGAUCAAGACCUUUGCAAGGAUAGCAAGUGCAGGAUGAGCCAUGCUCCUUAUUUCAAUGACUUGCCCGCUGACAUGAUGGCUGUGGUCACCAUGCACAAGUUGAUGGCCUUGUUGAUGACCAAUGCUAAUGGGGUUGGCACCGCUCGGGUCAUUCAAGCCGCUUGUCAAAUAGGUGAAGCUGUUGAGAACGAGGCUAGGAUAUACCAAUUUAUGAAGAGGGAGAAGGAGAACAAAUCAUCUCAUCUUGCACCGGUAGAACAAAGUGGAAAACUGACCGAAGAGAACGGGGAAAUGGAACAAAAGCAGAGCAGACUUCGGAAAAGAGUUGCUGGUUUGAUGAAAAAACAGAAGAAGCUACAAGCGAUGGGAAUAAUCGGGAGACAAGAUGAUUGGAAAACUUGGGGACAAGAAGCUCAAGUAAAGGUUGGUUCUCGAUUGAUGCAACUGUUAAUAGAAACAGCCUACAUUCAACCGCCUACCAAUCAGAUUGGAGAUGGUCCACCAGAUAUCCACCCUGCAUUUAGACAUACCCUUAGAACACUUUCAAAUGAGUCACAGAGGGAAACUAGGAGAUAUGGUGUUAUUGAAUGUGAUCCUCUGGUGCAAAAUGGCCUUGAAAAGUCUGCAAGGCACAUGGUCAUCCCCUAUAUGCCAAUGUUGGUGCCACCUAUAAACUGGACAGGGUAUGACAAAGGAGCAUACUUGUUUUUGCCAUCGUAUGUUAUGAGAGUACAUGGAGCAAAGCAGCAACGUGAAGCAGUUAAGAGGGCUCCCAAGAGUCAACUUGAUCCUGUUUUUGAGGCCCUUAAUACCCUUGGCAAUACCAAAUGGAGGGUAAACAAAAGGGUGCUCUGUGUGAUAGAUCAAAUAUGGGCUAAUGGAGGACGCCUGGCUGAUUUGGUGGAUCGUGAAAAUGUUCCUAGCCCUAAGGAACCAGAUACAAUAGAUGAAGCAGAAAUCCGAAAAUGGAAGUGGAAAGUCAAAGCUGUGAAAAAGGAGAAUAGCGAGAGACAUUCACAGCGAUGUGACAUAGAACUUAAACUUGCUGUUGCUCGAAAGAUGAAGGAUGAAGAAGCCUUCUAUUAUCCUCACAAUCUUGAUUUUCGAGGGCGAGCUUAUCCCAUGCACCCAUAUUUGAAUCAUCUUGGUUCUGAUUUAUGCCGAGGCAUACUUGAGUUUGCAGAGGGACGUUCACUAGGGAAGUCAGGCUUGCGCUGGUUAAAAAUACAUCUUGCAAAUUUGUAUGCUGGUGGUGUCGACAAGUUAUCUUAUGAUGGCCGAAUAUCAUUUACUGAGAACCACCUGGAUGAUAUAUUUGAUUCUGCAGACAGGCCUCUUGAAGGAAAACACUGGUGGUUGCAAGCAGAGGAUCCUUUUCAGUGCUUGGCGGCAUGCAUCAAUCUUUCGGAAGCAUUGAGAAGCCCAACUCCUGAGACUACCAUUUCUCAUAUGCCAGUACACCAGGAUGGUUCAUGCAAUGGCUUGCAACACUAUGCAGCACUUGGGAGGGACAAGUUGGGAGCUGCUGCAGUCAAUCUUGUUGGUGGAGACCAGCCUGCUGAUGUUUACUCAGGAAUUGCUGCCAGAGUACUUGAAAUCAUGAAAAGGGACGCAGAGAAAGAUCCCCGUACUAAUCCGAAUGCAUUGCAUGCUAGGCGUUUAAUCAGCCAGGUGGACCGAAAGUUGGUGAAGCAAACAGUGAUGACAUCAGUCUAUGGAGUGACUUACAUUGGGGCCAGGGACCAGAUAAAGAGGAGGCUAAAGGAGCGUUGUGCCAUUGAGGAUGAUGUAGAGCUGUUUGCUGCUUCCUGCUAUGCAGCAAAAACCACUCUCACCGCUUUAGAAGAGAUGUUUGAGGCUGCAAGGAGUAUUAUGGGUUGGCUAGGUGAUUGUGCAAAGGUGAUAGCUGCCACUAACCAAGCAGUCCGAUGGAUCACUCCACUUGGUCUUCCAGUAGUACAACCCUACCGACAAUUUGGAAGACAUCUUAUCAAGACUUCCCUUCAGAUAUUGACAUUACAACGGGAGACUAACAAGGUCAUGGUUAAACGGCAGAGAACAGCUUUUCCCCCAAAUUUUGUUCACUCUCUUGAUGGUUCUCACAUGAUGAUGACUGCAGUUGCUUGUAAAAAAGCAGGGUUGAACUUUGCAGGGGUUCAUGAUUCAUAUUGGACACAUGCGUGUGAUGUUGAUGAAAUGAACAGGAUACUCAGGGAAAAGUUUGUUGAACUCUAUGAUGCUCCAAUAUUGGAAAAUUUGUUGGAGAGCUUCCAAAAGACUUUUCCCGCAUUGAACUUUCCUCCCUUACCUGAACGAGGAGACUUUGAUCUUCAGGAGGUUUUGGGGUCUGCCUAUUUUUUUAACUAGAUUCUCAGAAACUCAGGUUACUUAAUCUUGUUCUAUCUUCUCCUGUGGUCCUGUGGAGAUAAAGUCCAAUAGCAUGGAAUUUGUAUAUAUACAUGUAUAUCUACAUGCAUGGGAUUGUGAAAGCCCCAACCAUGGAGAAGAAAGAAGUGUGUGAAGCAAGAACUGGGUUGCCAAAUUAGUACCUUCAGGAAUCUUGUACUUCUUUUCUACGCCUGUUUUAAACAGGCAUAUUUCCUUGAAGAGAUGUCCCAUAGUUGGUACUCCAGUUGUCUUCCAAAUCCACUAUUUUAUAGAGGAUACAAGGAAUGAGGUGAUCUAACUUGGAUUUGUCAUGAAAGAAAGAGGGCCUCCACAUAUGGUUUUACUGUCAAAGCAAGAAGUGUAUAGUGCAGGCAAUCUGUUUUAUUUCAUGGUUGAUGUAACAUAGACUAAUUAAGGAUUGGAGCACUGGUAAUCAUUUCUGGUGAUUUCUCAGAUCUGGAUGCUUCAGUCCGCUUUGCAAAGCAGCCAAAAUCAAGUUUGUUGGCAAGAUCUUUUGUUUUGCUGCUUUUAUACAUUGUAUUUUAUUUCAUUCUUUUUGGGAAGGGAUUAAGAGCAUGUGUAACACUUAUGUCAUUGUUACUGUCAUACUUGUUCUUACACUGCUUUUUCCAUUAUUUGAAUUGAAUAUAGUCAAAUAAAUAAAUAUCAAAGGAAAAAACACAUUUUACUUGCGGUUUCCAAUUGUA